Xiphophorus maculatus (southern platyfish) is the source of this 2077-nucleotide messenger RNA. It is a transcript of the gene cfap52, whose product is annotated as cilia and flagella associated protein 52. NCBI's taxonomy places the organism in Eukaryota, Metazoa, Chordata, Actinopteri, Cyprinodontiformes, Poeciliidae. The transcript is spliced from 14 exons. The record is from RefSeq and is a predicted model, not a curated record. Gene Ontology annotation, biological process: cilium assembly. Gene Ontology annotation, molecular function: protein binding. Bases 24 to 1862 code for a protein of 612 amino acids.
UUGAGAUGUUCAGUUUUUGAGCCAUGGGAAGCAAAACCAUUCCUCUGGAAUUAGAUGCUCUUAUCGGUUUCAACGGACAAGUGCCUUUUGGCCUAAAGCUCCAUCCAGACAGGAAGCACCUUAUCUAUCCUCUGGGAAGUAUUAUUGUCCUGAAAAGAAUUGAGGAUGGGAAGCUAGAGUUUCUAGAUGGACACUCAAACAACGUCUCCUGCAUUUCUGUGUCCAAAAGUGGAUCGUACAUCGCCUCUGGGCAGGUCAACUUUAUGGGCUUUCAGGCUCCAGUGAUUAUCUGGAAUUAUGCAGAGAGAACAAUCCAUGUCGAGCUGCGGAUCCACAACACCAAGGUUGAAUCAGUCGCAUUCUCUCCCAGUGAAAAAUACCUGGUGUCUCUUGGGGGCAAAGAUGACUGCCGGAUUUUUGUAUGGAACGUUGAGACCAAGCAGCUCAUCUGUAGGAACAAAGCUUCAGCUCAAGGUCACUGCCUCGUGGUGGAAUAUUCCAAAACUGACGAUACCAUUUUCGCUUCGGCUGGCAGCCUAACACUGCGAGUCUGGAAGUUUGUCAACGAAAGGAUCUUGCCCACCGACUGCUGGACAAACAUGCUGAAGAGACAUGUGUCAUGUAUCGAGAUAUCAGAGGAUAAUCGAUAUAUGUACUGUGCCACUUUAAGUGGAGACAUAAUGAAAAUCGACGUAAAGAGGAAAAUUCUGAGCAUCUGUGGUCCCGGUAAAGCAAAGUUCAUCCAUGGAAUCAAUGUUCUUAAGUUGUUGGAAUCUGGAGACCUGCUUGUUGGCUCUGGAUCUGGUAUCUUAGCUCUGUGCUCCCAGAUUAACUUCAAACCUGUCAGGGAAAUCCAACUGGAAAACGCAGUGACUUCCAUUGCCAUCAGCGAAGGGGGAGAGCAGUUCUAUGUCGGCACAGAGGAGGCUCAGAUGUACCGGCUCCAUUUGAAGGAUUUUACAGCUGAGCUCAUAUCCACAGGUCACAGGAGCGCUGUCAAGGACGUUGCCCUUCCUCAUGCCACCUCUAAGCUAUUUGCAACUUGCUCUGGGGAAGAAAUCAGAGUGUGGAUGGUAGGCAAGCCCAAAGACCAGCUGCGCAUCACUGUUCCCAACGUGACCUGCAACGCCAUAGACUUCAUGCAUGAUGACUGCAGUAUCAUCAGUGCAUGGAGUGAUGGCAAUAUCCGUAGGUUUGGAAUGAAAGGGCAGCUGAUGGUAGUAAUUAACAACGCUCACAGACAGGGGGUGACAGCCAUCGCUGGCACCAAGGACAGCAAAAGAAUUAUCAGUGGAGGAGGAGAAGGGAAGAUGCAUGUGUGGGAACUGCUGCCUCAUACCCACCAAAUACUGAAUAUCAUGGUGGGGCACAGAAGGCCCGUGUCUUGUCUCAAAAUGAAGAGCGAUGACAAAGAAUGCGUCACAGUCAGUUCCGAUGGCUUCUGCAUCAUCUGGGACUUAGUACACUUUCAUGCCCGUCAAAAGAUCAAAACCGACACUCUUUUCCGGAAUGUGUGCUACCAUCCAGACGGAUACCAGAUUGUUACUUGUGGAACUGACGGAAAGGUCAUUUACUGGGACGUGAUGGGCGGCACAAACAUCAGAGAACGGGAGGACGCAGAGACAGGGGUCUACAACAGCAUACAUACCACACAAGAAGGCAGCCACUUUGUGACAGGUGGAGAAGACAAGCGGGUGAAGGUGUGGGACUAUAUGCAAGGAAAAAUAACCCACAUAAGUAUGCCUGCUGGAGCCUGUAUUACCUGCACCAGGAUCUGCACCUUGAACCGCAUCCUGGUCAGCACCAGUGCAGACGGAGGCAUUUGGCUGUGGAAGUUCCCCCACCUUGCCUCUUCCUCUUAAACAAAGAAAUUCAAGCCAAAAAACUCACUGCCAGUUGUUGCACACUGAUUGAUAUAACCAGUUAUUAGGUUUAGGGAGUAUUUUCUUUUCCUAUAUGGGCAGGUUGGUUUGAAUUAUUUACCUAGAAGUAAAAUAAUCAGUUGAAAGAUGCUUUUUGUAUUUAGUCUGAUCCUUAUUGGUGAUCUUAAGCCUUUCAGGGAUACAUAGAUUUAGCG